UUCCAUUUGCAAUUUUGCAUGCAUUUUCGUUUUCUCAAAAUUCCCAGAAAUUAUUUUCCGUCGUCUCGCUUCUCCCUCCGGACUCUCCCGCUCUCGCCAACGUAAUACUCCGAAGUCCGAACUCGAAAUCCUCUAUUGUCUCCCGCCAAUCUGAAACCCUUAAAAAGUUGAAACUUUUGAUUUUUUUUAAUACUCACUUUCUCAUUCAAUUCGACCAAACUGCCUUAGCAGGGUUCUCUGCAACCUCACUACCGUAUCUCUGCAGCAUUUCCACUGUGAAAGGAAAUUUCCCAAGAGUAUUGAGCUGGAUGGUUUUGUGUUGGACCAAUUGUAAUAUAUUGGAAUUAUAGGAUAUAGUUGGCAAUGCAAGCAUUUUGCCCCCCUUUGACUUUGAGGUGGUUUUGAUGCUUCUGUUCCUGGUAGUGAAAUGGUUCAUGCUUGGUUUACAUGUUAAGUUAUAGAUUUUGAAAUGUAUGGGAAAAGGAAAUAUGCCCCUCCAUUCAGACCAGGUCCUACAACACCCCCACAGUUCCAACAAACUCCACUUGUUCCUCCUUUCCAGCAAGGCCUUCCUGCGCAACCACACACUAUAAUUCAGCAAGGGCAUUCCGUUCCACCACCUCAUGUAAUUCAGCCAGGGGCUCCUCCUGUUUACCAGCAUGGCCCUCCUGCCCCACCUCCUCCACUUCAGCAAGGAAGACCUCCACCACUACCUUUGGUUCAGCAAGUUUCAUCACUGCAAGUUCAUCCACCAUCAGGCCAUGGAAGUUCCCCUCUGGUACCUACUUAUUCAACUGCUCCACAGAAUUCCCAGUAUCCUUCAACCAUAACAAAUCAUAAUGUGCAUCUUCCACUACCAGUUCCUCCACCUCCAGUUCCACCUUUUACGGGGGCCAAGUCACCCAGAGAUGACCCGGGGCCCACCUCCUAGAGUAUUACCUUCUCCUCCCUCACAAGGACAAGUACCAUAUAGGACUCUUUGUCUGCCACUUUCUGGUACUCAAGGUCCUCAAAACAUCCAAUCAUUACCUCCCCCACCCCUGUCAAGUUAUGUUCCUGUCACCCCUGCUUCUUUUGCAUCUUUUGGACAUUCUCCUUUUGAAGAUGCUCAUCCGCCUUCAAUACCACCACCUCCACCUCUUCCACCAUCACUAUCACAAUCGCCACCUCCAUCUUCCUCUCCAAGCCAUUCAGCUAGGUGUUCUGAGGCUUCAUCAACUAUGUCCUUAGGUGCUGGUUCCAACCUGGUCCACCAUACAGAAUCCGGUUCCAAUUCUGAUAAACGAUCUGAUUCUUCUGAGGUUCUGGUUAACAAUUCUGUUGAUCAUAUAAUGGGCCCUGCCCAAACCUCAGGGGACAUGCCCACACAUAACAAUGCUCCAAAUGGUGAAGGUGCAACCAGUGGUAAGAUAGGUUCUAUGGUGGAAGAUGGAUUAUCAUACAAAGAACAAUCAACUUUGGAACUUCCUCCAGCUCCACCUAAGCCAUCAGAAGAAGUUGUUCAGAAAAUUGAGGAUUUGUGCUAUUUUAUUGCUAAGAAUGGCCCUCAAUUUGAAGAUGUAGUUCAUAAAAAUGAAUCAGGGAAUCCAGAGUUUGCUUUCUUAUUUGGUGGUGAUUGUGGAAGUGAAGCUGCAAUUGCACAUGACUAUUUUCAGUAGGUCAAAAGAAAAACCCAUCUGGGAUCAAAAUUAAAUAAUGUGUUGCAAUGUGAUUCAUCAGCGAGGCAUUCGGGAUAUGAUUCUUCAGUGAGAGCCAUGGAUGAAAGUGCAUCUCAUUCACUUGCAGAUUCUGACAUGGAUAUGGAAGAUGUAUUGGGUUAAUCAGCAUGGGUGCAGACUAAACCUGGAAGGCUGGAACUCCAUUUGCAUUUGAUUGGUCCUCUUCAGUACUCUUUGAUUGGAAAGUGAGGAAAAAUGCAAGAUGACAUCAACCAGUCUGACAAGGAGCAGGAGUUUGGUCAUUCAACUGAAGGAUUAAGUUCAGAGUCUGCUUCUAUGCAUAAUGAAAUCCCUGUUGUAAGAGAGCAAUUCCAUGCAUCUCAGCAUUCAACAGAAUGGACAACAGUUAGAGCAUCAGUACUGGAUGAAGAAUAUAAAGGCCACCUACCAAACAUCAUAGUUCUAACAUCAUCUUGGAUGGAGAAGCUGAAUGCACUUUAUACAGCAGUUUACAGAAAUCUACUAGUCCUCUACAUAAAAAUGCAAGUCUAUUUAGGGUUUCAUCUUCUGCUGGCAUUGGUUGUAAGGAUCGAUUUGUUAAAGGCGGAAGUCCAUUCAGACUCUUACAAGACUGCUUCUGAUGAUAGUGCAGAAAAUGAUGAUGAUGGGCCAUGUCUUGAAGAUGUCAGCACUGUAAAGGUCUCACCAUCAUCUACCAUUGGGCCUAAAAGCUCAGACAAUGAUGUAGAAACCAAUUUGGAUACAACUAUUGGCUCAGGGAGUGCUUCUAUGACUGAAAAAGGAUUUAUAUCAGUCAGUGGGUCAGUUGUGGCAUGCCCUGUCAGGAUGCCAGAUGAUUCUCCAGAAACACAUAUAGUGUUGGAGAUAACUUUAAAAGCUUCCUCUCCAGUAGAUGUUGUUCGAGAAACUAAUGAGCUUAGGGUUAAUAAUCAUGGAAACCAAAUAUCUAGUGAUCAGGCUGCUUCUCAUCAGGCAUUUGAACACAAUGAUGAUUUGCAAGGUGAUCUUGCUGAUAUUGAUCCUCAGGAUGGGAACUUACAGAAAGAAGAUACACAGUCAUCUACUCAGUUGAAAGUUGAUAAGUUUGUGAGAUUAAAAAGAGAAGGUGGCAGUGACAGUGAGUCUGAUGGGUUGCGCUAUGCUGGUAGGCAUGGUAAGAGAAGCAGGAGCUGGAGCCAAAGCCAAAGCCGAUCACCCCCUGGUAGGAAGAGGAGUCGCAGUCCACAGAGAAGGGAGAAGCAAAGACGAUCUCACAGCUGGUCUCCUAAGAAACAAAUAAACCGGACCGGGUCUCCUGCUUUCAGAUGCAUAGGGGUCAGAUUCCAGAUUGCUUAGACUUCCUCCAAGGUAG
This is a messenger RNA of Nelumbo nucifera (sacred lotus), 3030 nucleotides long. NCBI's taxonomy places the organism in Eukaryota, Viridiplantae, Streptophyta, Magnoliopsida, Proteales, Nelumbonaceae. The record is from RefSeq and is a predicted model, not a curated record.